Messenger RNA from Triticum dicoccoides, 893 nucleotides. Its product is annotated as ras-related protein RHN1-like. The transcript is spliced from 6 exons. Gene Ontology annotation, molecular function: GTP binding; GTPase activity. The coding region runs from base 113 to 730 and encodes 205 amino acids. Lineage: Eukaryota; Viridiplantae; Streptophyta; Magnoliopsida; Poales; Poaceae. The record is from RefSeq and is a predicted model, not a curated record.
CACGCACGGCAACUUGCGUGCAAAACCACAUGCUUCUUCCCGCUCACCACCGUCAACACGUGAAUAACCCGAACCGUCAUCGCCGCCACCUCGACCCCGGCCGGCGAGAUCGAUGAUGACUCCGACUCCAAGCAGCGUCAUCCAGGCCAAGCUGGUGCUGCUGGGGGACCUGGGCGCCGGGAAGACGAGCAUCGUCGUCCGGUUCGCCAAGGGGCUCUACUACGAGUGCCAGGAGUCCACCAUCGGCGCGGCCUUCUUCUCGCAGGCGCUGCCCGUCAGCGGCGGCGGCGAGGACGCCACCGUCAGGUUCGACAUCUGGGACACCGCCGGCCAGGAGCGCUACCACAGCCUCGCCCCCAUGUACUACCGCGGGGCCGCCGCCGCCGUCGUCGUCUACGACAUCACCAGCAUGGAUUCGUACAUCCGGGCAAAGAGGUGGGUGGACGAGCUUCAGAGACAAGGGAACCCACAUCUGGUGAUGGCGUUAGUGGGCAACAAGGUCGAUCUGGAAAAAAAGAGGAAGGUUGGCACACAGGAGGCGCUGGAGUACGCGGAGCGGAACGGCCUCUUCUUCCUGGAGACGUCGGCCAAGACGGCGCAGAACGUCGGCGAGCUCUUCUACGAGCUAGCCGAGAGACUGGUGAAGGUGCGGCCGAACCAUCCGGCCGGGAUGGUCCUGCACGACGGCCAGCGCGGCGUCGGGGGGCGGUGGUUCUGCUGCUCCGGGUGAUCGACGAUGCCGCUGCGUGUCGCGCGCCGGCGGCGGUAGGGGAAGGUGUGGUGUGAGUAGGAUUCUGCAUCGUGCAUAUGCCGCUCUCUCUGUACGUGUAAGGACUCGACUGUACUUGUUGGGCGUGUGUUGUGAACUGGUAAUGGUAUGACAUCUGGUUUAA